Molecule: messenger RNA, 6734 nt
Organism: Armigeres subalbatus
Lineage: Eukaryota; Metazoa; Arthropoda; Insecta; Diptera; Culicidae
Product: serine/arginine repetitive matrix protein 2-like
Exons: 5
Coding region: 579-6155 (1858 amino acids)
Source: RefSeq, a predicted model, not a curated record
UCUGAAAUAAUUUUUUCUCGACUUUGUGCUGAAAGUGAUGAAAGUUAUUAUCAACAUUUCGAGCGUGAAAAUUACUUCCAAAUUGCAGUUUUGCAAGUAAAGUUGAUUAAGUUAUCAGUGAGUGAUAAGAAUUCAAAGACAUUUGGUGGUAGCAUGCGAAAUUUUGCAAAAUCAAUUAAUGCAAUGUGCGGAUAUUAUCUUCAUUGAAGUGCGGCAGGUUAGACCUGAGAAACAGUGCGUCCUGAAGUAGUGUGUGUGUGUGCUUUGCGGUGCAUUUUGUGCAUCCGAAACGUACUACGUGAUUGACAAGAUUGAAAAACUGGCAUCGCUGUGAAGUUUAACUUCCCGGAACAAACUAAAAGAAGAAGAAAAACUCAACUCCUCUGUGUGCCAGGCAGUGAAUGAGUGACAGAAGUAGCAAACAACAAUGGUGGCCAUCGUGGUGCAGUUUUUCUGGUCGUAACACUGUUUUUUCCCGUGCGUGUCCGUCGCGAAAACAGUAACUUAUAGUCCCGUGGGGUGUCGAACAAUUCUAAGUUUCCAUUGUUCAAAAGUGCAGUGUUCUAGCCGCGGUCAUCAUGGAUUUUGACGACGAUUCAUCGAACACCAGGGAGGCAUCCUGCACCCCUCCACUGCCGACGACGGAUUUGACACCCAACGAGAUUAUGAAAUUCGGUCCUGCUGGUGUCGACGAUUUGCCUACUCCGGAAAGAAUCCCACCCACGGAAGCAAAUGCGGACACGGACGUGAACGAACCGACUGUCGACCCGGAACCAGCCGUCUCUAAGCAACCAGAAACGGUGGACGGCGAUGUAGCGCAGGGUGUUGUAACUACGGAGGCAGACAAAAAUGGCGAUCAGAACCCGACCGAAAAAGAUAGCACUUCCACUAAGGGAGCAAAGUCUGCUGAUGAUAUUGGGGAGAAAAAAUCAUCGCCCAAGGAGAAAACAGCGACGGAUGAAGUAAAACGAUCUGAAAAGCCUCCAACAAAAUCUGAAAAAACCAACAAGUCUCCUUCGAAAGAAAACGUUGAGCGUAAGACGGAUAAAAAAGAUUUGGAUCGCUCCAAAAACAACAAAAGCAAAGAACGUGAACGAAAUCGCAGCAAGGAUAAAGAUAAGACGAAUGAGAAAGAUAAAGAUAAAGUCAAAGACAAGAAAGCUAAACAAAAAGAUCGGCCCAGUGAUCAAUCAAAAGAACGAAAAGAUAAAGAUAAGACAAGCUUAGAAAAAAGAAAGGAACGCAAGGAACGCAGUGGUUCAAAAGAGGAUCGUAAAAAACCGGGUGAAUCACGAUCUCGACCGAUACGGAGUAAAACAGAAGAAAGAAAAAGAAGUGAAGAUCGCUCCAAAUCUAACAAAAGCCGGAAAUCCAGGUCAAGGGAACGCGACAAGAAGAAAAAGGAUGCGUUUCCGCCAGUUGCAAGAAGUCUGGAUCGUAAGAGGAGUAUGCCUCGGCAGUUUUCUGAGGAGCGAGUCAAAGGCAAUCGAUUCGAAGGUUCAAGAGAACGAUCCUUGGGUAUACGAUCGAAGGAAACUUUUGACAGAACAAGUGUCGAUCAAUUCGGACGGUUCCGGGGUGCUCGCCGCAACUGUAGUGAAGCUUCGAUUCCGAACCGUAACGAAAAAUCUCCAAUAGCCCUAUCUGCAGUUAAGCACACGAUCAGUUCGCCGAUCAUCACUUGGCGGCAGAAGAUUUUCAACAAGGCAACCGUGCGACCUGUUCCGGUAACCCCUGCAAUAGCUGCGCUUCAAGCAUACGACGAUGACACAGACACGUCCCGAUCGGAAAGUGAAAAAUUAUCAAAGAAAAAAAUCUCGACGGUAGAAGAAAAAGUGAAAAAGAAGAAAAAUGUCGUAGAAAAGAGCAAAAGUAAAAGUAAGGAUAAGGACAAACGAAUUUCCAAGAAGUCAAAGGACACCUCCACUAAGAAGAAGAAAUCUAAGGAUAAACGCAAAACAAACAAAAAACGGAAAAGAACGUCACCGGAAGCCAAAAAGAAAAAGCAGAAACUUAAACAACCAGUAGAAGAAGAAGUUCCUAUAAAGGAUUGCACCGAAACUGAUGUGGAUGUGUCUAUGCCAGAGGAUGAGUUGGGGGAGGAAGAAGAGGAGGAACAAAUUAUUAAAAGAAUUAAACUUGAAAAGUUUGAUGAGCGAGAUGAACUGCUGUUUCAAAAAAUUGAUAUCGACUAUAGCAUAGUUAAGCAGGAACCACUCACGGAUGAGGAGAAAGAUAAGGAGAAAGCAAUGUCUAUUGAAAACACAACGGAUACAAUUCCAGAGCAAACCAAUGAAGUACCAACGGAAACCAAUGUAACAUCUCCGGAAUUAGCGACAGAAGAAGCAACUAUUCCCAAAGCAGCCCAAAGUCCGGAACAGAAAGAUUCGACGUCUUCGCUACGGCCCAAAUUCAGCUGUUCAUUCUUAGAUGAUUUGAACAGCUGCAGCAAAUCCACUAUGAUCUCCGAAACUGUAGCCAACAUGGAAAAACCUGAAUUGGAAGAUCAUAAUCGAACUGAAGCCGACUCGCCGGACACCGAUGAUUAUGCUUCUAACUGGGAAAAUGACGAGUUUAACAGUCCUCUGAUAUCACACAGCAAAACAUCUUUGGAAAACACUUCGAAAGAUGUGGGCAAAGGGUCGCUAAAAGAAGAAGAUUCUAAACGUACAAGGCUGGUUCCGAAAAGUAUUCACGAACAGAUUAUACCGCUAGAUGAUUUACUUGAUAUGCAAAGUAAAUUACAAAAUAUAAAAUCACAAAUGGACCAGGCUGCAACGAAAGAAAAUGUUGCCAAAGAAAGCAAAACACCUGCAGCUCCCGGAGCAAAUGCUCCAGAGAAGCUAGUAAGCGAGUAUGAAAGUUUCAUACAACUUUUGGAUCCAACGAAAGUUGCGGAUCCGGAAAAUGCUACGAAGAAAGAAACAGACGCUUGUAAAACGGAGACCAAUAUGGUGACUGAACAGAGGACUCGAUCAAGCGUAUCCGCAAGCACAACUACGUCAUCUGAUAGCUCCAGUUCCAGUUCGGAUUCCAGUUCUUCUAGUUCUUCAAGUUCAAGCUCAAGCUCGUCCGAGUCAUCCUCAGACAGCUCGGACGAAGAAAAAAUGAAGAUAAAAAAGAUGAAGAAGGUGGUACUUGUUAAAAGAAGAUUGAUAAAGCCUGUGAAGCCGAUCAUACCAGUGGAAGACAUUGAAAAGUUAGCCAGUGAACUUAUGGCGCCCGAUGAUAGCGAAAGCAAUGCGGCAAUUGAAACCGCCCCUGACCGACCACAAGAAAUUACACCUCCAAAACCACCGCCGCUUAUCAUACCGGAACACCUGUUACCGAAGAUACCCUCAAACACCAUCCAAUGCCCCCAAACACCAUCCAAAAUCUACAGCAUCCGAGAUGAUUCUUUAGUCGAACCAAUCUCUAGCCAAGAAUCCAUCACCAGUGCUGUGAAGCCUUUGACUCUCGAACGCGAUUCACCAUUCAAGCUGAAACUCCAAAACAAGAGUAAGAUUCUUCCGGCUUUUGCAUCAACAGCCCUGUUAGGCCCUGAAGACGAGGAAGAAACUGUUGCGAAAAAAGAAGCAAAGAAUGAACAGCAUAGCAAACCAUCGCUGAAGGAAAAGGAUAAAAGUCGACCCAAAGAGGAGCGCCAUGCGCGCAAACGCUCUCGAGAGCGAAAAACUAAAGCUCGCAGUCCAACACGUGUACGGGACAGGAGUGCACCACCUAAGAAGCGCCGCUCAAAAGAACGAAAAAGCCUCAGCAAAUCUAAGGAACGAAGCCCCAAUAGGAAGCGAAUAUCUCUUGACAGGGAUCGAGAACGGCGGAAAGAGCGAACUCACAAGUCACGAAGCCCGUCGCUACCACGCAGAAUUAGAAGUCCUCCACCACCAUCUCGACGGCGAAAAACGCGUUCCAGAUCUCGAAGUCUUAGUCCUGCACUGUUGCGAAGGCCACCCAGCCCACCUGCUGAGCGAAGUCCUCGAAGGUAUUCAGCAGAGCGCGAAUGGAGACGUUCCAGAUCACCUUACUACCAGCGCCCUCCAUCACCCAAGGAGAAACCACCUACCGAGAAUCAAAUCGAUGUGGUAACGAGUUCCGGCAGUGGAGCGUUCACAUCCCCCAAGGAUCAGUCCCCUGUGGCAGGAUACAAGAAAAGCAUUGCCGAUUCAACCAUAAGCGAUGCAGAGCUCGAGAACCAGAAGCGCAAAGUUACAGCCUACAGCGAAAGUUCUGCCUACAACAACGUAUAUAGCAAAAACUAUGGCUUUUACGAUCCGCAAGAUAUGGUGCUUGAGGGUCAAGAAGGUGGGGAUUCUCCAAAAAGGAUACCAUUGGAUGAUAGAAUUAACAUAGUAUUAGGGAUCAAUGGGACUGAAGUACCCCAACGUAUUGAAACCAUAUCACAACCACCUCCCCCAGAUAAUUAUGCCGAGUAUCAACCGAUACCAACCGUUCACCAUGACCCACGACAACAGCCGCCACCACCACCGCAUCAACAAUACCAAGCUCAAUUCCCUGGGCCAAUUAACUCUCCUCGACCGAUGGGGCAUCCCCCUCACCAACAACAUUAUCCACCCAAUUAUCCUCAAGAAUAUCACCAUAAUUUACCUCCUGGACCAUCUGGCCCGCCUGGUUACCCAUAUGGACAAGGACCCCGACCGCAAUUCUACCCAGGCCCACGUGGACCCCAGCAAAAUUGGCCAAGAGGACCACACCCACCCAUUCCGCAACAACAAAUGCAGCAUAUUAACCUUUAUCCAAACAAUAUGUAUCUUCAUAACCCCAACAUCCCACCCCCACCGCCAUCGAUGGUACCAGUAGAUCAAACGAAAACCCAUGUCAAACAGGUGGGUAACGUCUUGGAGAUUGUCCCAACUACGGUUCCUCCGCCAGUUCUUCCUCCAGUGGUCAAGGUUUCUCCACCGCCAACUCCGGUGGAUACUCCCACAAUCCCGCUUCAAGUCGUCUUCCCCAUCCAACCAGCCCCGUCAGUUACUCCCAUUACUAUACCGCCACCCACUUCUCUUAUCCUUGUUGCCCCCAAGAUCUUGACUGCCGAAGAAUUGAAACUGCGUCACGAACGAAGGCUAGAGUUGAAGAAAAAAAUCCGCGUCGAACGGGAGAAAAAGCGCAUGGAGAAAAAGAUGCGCAAGGAGAAACUCAAGAUGGAGGUUAAACGAUUGCUGUCCGAAACAGCCUCGGUUGCAAAUGUGUCCUCCUCCGAUGAAGAGUUCACUGCCGUCAAACAUCAGGAAUUGGUGGCCUCGUUGAAUCGAAACUACGAUCGGAGUAUACUGCGAACCAAAACCGGCUCGUGUGUUGCCAGGAAAAAGGUCCUGUUUGCCGAUGGUGUAGCGCCUGGGGACGAAUCCUCGUCAUCCGGUGCUGAAGCGCUCCGAUCGCCUGCCAAAAUUUCCGCUUCUAAGACACGCAAGAAACUGCGCCGGAAACGUACCUUGAAAGCAACCGGUAGGAAGCGGUUAAUGGAUCGAUUGAAGUUACCGGAGCUUAACCUCGAGGAGCAAGAACAAGUGGACCCGGAGGUAGAAAACAUGCCGCCGCCUCCACCACCGCCUGGUUCGCCACCGCCUGAUGUAUCGCAACCACGUUGCAUUAAUCCGCCCCCAGUGCAAAUAAUCGAUUUACGCGAUGCUCCCCAAAUGAUGCCCUUUCGUGCUUCUAGUGGCAGUUCUACACCUUCGGGUACGCCUUCUUCUGGUGGCGCUAGCAUGUCGUCUGCUGCGUAUUCUCCAGCAUCAACACCAUCAAACGGUGGAAGUAAUUCUGCUAAUAAUCAGAAUCACAAUAUGAACAGUCACGGAGGACCACCUCCACCCUCCGCGUCCGGCGUUAGUCCCAGCAUGUACAGGCCCGUUCCGAUGCCCCCGAAUGUACCCCCGCCUCACAUGCGAUCGCAUCAUCACCACAGUCAUCAUUUUCAUUCGCACCAUUCGUCAUCACUGCCACCGCAUCUGCAUCCUCCGCCACCACCGCCAUCCGGAAUAUCUCCGGGUGGUUUGAUAAAGAAAUCCCGCAGGGAAGGAUACCGCAGUGCGCCCCAUCCACCCCCAUCAAUGGAUCAAAUGCCUCAUCAGAUUGAAACAAUUGGAACCUCUGGACCUUCUUCGCGGCACCCAAUAUACGAGCCAUCGCAUUGAGAUCAUCCAGAAGGCAGAUCUGUUGAAAAAAAAAACUUCAGAAAAAUAGAAAACUCGAUAAUAGUAAUAUAUUAUGAAAUUUAGUUUCUAAGUAUAUUCGUGUUUAUAUCCAUUAAACAUUGGAUAUAGCAUUAUGCAAGAACGAAAAAAAAAAUCAACUAAGCUUUGGAGUCCACAUUGUAAUUAUUUGAAUUAUUCAUUAGCGUGAAAUCUUAGAACUACUAUAUGAAUAAUAAAAAAACGUUUGUUUGAGAAUCACAAAUUACGUUAAAAUGCAUAAACAGGCAAUAAACGGCUAUUUUAAUUCUAUAAAACAACUUAUACCGUGUGUCACAAAAUUAAUAACAUUUGAGUUGUGUAAAACAGAUACUGUGAGGUUUUGAAUUGUGACGCUGCAAACCAGUUAUUGCUGUGUUCAUUGAACAUGUGAAAUGAAUAAUUGUGGUUGCUCAAACAAACGAUUUUAAUUUAACCUUAACAUAUUCUGUCGUUUUGUGUUGAACAUACCUGAUUUAAGCAUAAAAAACUGAUUUUAUGUAAAUCCUUAGAAUAAAAAAAGAAAACAUGUUAUCUUCUGUA